This is a messenger RNA of Antrostomus carolinensis (chuck-will's-widow), 1250 nucleotides long. RefSeq names its product protein virilizer homolog. Gene Ontology annotation, biological process: mRNA modification. Gene Ontology annotation, cellular component: RNA N6-methyladenosine methyltransferase complex. NCBI's taxonomy places the organism in Eukaryota, Metazoa, Chordata, Aves, Caprimulgiformes, Caprimulgidae. Gene Ontology annotation, molecular function: RNA binding. The transcript has 6 exons. The annotation marks the transcript as partial. The record is from RefSeq and is a predicted model, not a curated record.
GAUCGUUCUAAGGAAGAUGAUGGCCUUGAAUCCUUACUGGACAACAUUGUUGGAGUGAGGCAGAUGUUGGAAUCUGCAGGUGAUUCUUGUCCACUGAGUGACCAGGAUGUAGAGCCUAUUCUUUCUGCACCAGACUCUCUUCAGAAUUUGUUUAACAACAGGACUACGUACGUGUUGGCAGACGUGAUGGAUGACCAGCUGAAGUCCCUGUGGUUCUCACCCUUUCAGGCUGAAGAAAUAGACACUGAUCUGGAUAUGGUAAAAGUUGACUUAAUUGAACUGUCAGAGAAGGGCUGCAGUGACUUUGACUUGCAAGCUGAAUUGGAGAGGUCGUUUUUGUCAGAACCGUCAUCUCCUGGCCGCACAAAAACCACAAAAGGAUUCAAACUUGGCAAGCACAAGCAUGAGACCUUCAUAACUUCAAGUGGAAAAUCUGAGUACAUAGAGCCUGCAAAGAGAGCUCACGUUGUGCCGCCACCAAGAGGAAGAGGAAGGGGAGGAUUUGGACAAGGAAUUCGACCACAUGAUAUCUUCCGUCAGAGGAAACAGAAUACAAGCAGGCCGCCCUCCAUGCAUGUGGAUGAUUUUGUUGCUGCGGAGAGCAAAGAAGUGGUUGCUCCAGAUGGGAUACCACCAGCCAAACGGCCACCGAAAGUGUCACAGAAGAUUUCUUCACGUGGUGGGUUCUCAGGGAAUCGUGGAGGACGAGGAGCUUUUCACAGUCAGAACAGGUUCUUUACACCACCUGCUUCAAAAGGAAAUUACAGUCGUCGUGAAGGCGCUCGAGGCUCAAGUUGGAGUGCACAGAGUACACCCAGGGGAACCUACAAUGACAGUAGAGGUGGCCAAAGCAAUUUUAACAGGGGUCCACUGCCACCACUGAGACCAUUAAGUUCCGCAGGCUACCGGCUGAGUCCUCGCGAUCGUGCUUCCAGAGGCCGGGGAGGAAUUGGACCAUCUUGGACAAGUGCUAAUAGUAGUAGCAGUGGUGGCUCAAGAGGAAAGUUUGUUAGUGGAGGCAGUGGAAGAGGUCGUCAUGUACGUUCCUUCACACGAUAAAAUGAGACCUAAUGGAACGUCCCAACCAUGUGAACUUCUGUGAAGAUGACAAAGAAAGCAGUGGCACUAAAGGACCAAUUCAGAGUUACUGGUAUCUGGAGGACACCAAGAGAAUAUUUUUGUCUGAAGAGAAGAUUUUGUUUGAUACAAGACUUGAAAUUUCAAUAAAAUUCAAGACUUUUUGUGUACAA